AUGCCGAAUGCUCCUCUCCAAAGCGGUCCCAUUCCAGUUGGUCCCUCUAUGUGGCCUACAAUGACUGCUUUCCUCCCUCAUCACUACCCAUUCCCAGGUGGUUAUAGUGCUGAUGCCCACUCCCAUACCUAUGGAGAUUAUCACUGGCAAACAGGAUUAUCGCAGUUAGCUCCACAAAGCAGUGAGGACCUUACUCCACCCCCUUCAGCAUUCCCCACUGUUGAGCACUGGCUAGACGAACUCGAGAAUGACUCAGAUUUCAAUCCAGAUGGACUGCUCUUCAGUCAAUAG
This is a messenger RNA of Cantharellus anzutake, 291 nucleotides long. RefSeq lists its product as uncharacterized. NCBI's taxonomy places the organism in Eukaryota, Fungi, Basidiomycota, Agaricomycetes, Cantharellales, Hydnaceae. The record is from RefSeq and is a predicted model, not a curated record. The transcript is spliced from 2 exons. Bases 1 to 291 code for a protein of 96 amino acids.